AUGUGUCCUGCGGAUCGUGUGCCUCGCCGCCAACACCGUGGUUUGCCACCGCUUUCCUCGCAGAGUAAGAUAAUAAUCCUCUUAACUAACUCGACUUCUAUCAAAAUGCAGCAACCGUACUUCGGUCAGCAGCCCAUGUUGCCACCUGGCUGGCAGCUGUCGUACACUGCCGAUGGAAAGCCCUACUACAUCGAUCAUAACACCAAGACCACCCACUGGAGUAUCCCCCCGACCGCCUACGAGCCGUACUACAACAACGGCCGCGGUCGCGGGGCGGGCUACCGUGGCGGCCGCCAAGGUAUUGACAGAUCGAAGAUGAAGUCAAAGAUGUGCAUUUACUGGGAGAAAAACGGUAACUGCGCAUGGGGCGAUCGCUGCGCAUUCGCGCACGGCGCCGAGGAGCUGCGUAAUCCCGCGAGUCAGCCCCGAAACGAUGCCCCUGCGAGCGCUUAA
Messenger RNA from Leishmania major strain Friedlin, 453 nucleotides. RefSeq lists its product as hypothetical. Gene Ontology annotation, biological process: apoptotic process; hippo signaling; regulation of cell population proliferation. Lineage: Eukaryota; Euglenozoa; Kinetoplastea; Trypanosomatida; Trypanosomatidae. Gene Ontology annotation, molecular function: molecular adaptor activity; protein binding; metal ion binding. The record is from RefSeq and is a predicted model, not a curated record. Bases 1 to 453 code for a protein of 150 amino acids. The transcript has a single exon.